Sebastes umbrosus (honeycomb rockfish) is the source of this 4513-nucleotide messenger RNA. RefSeq names its product AF4/FMR2 family, member 3 (gene aff3). NCBI's taxonomy places the organism in Eukaryota, Metazoa, Chordata, Actinopteri, Perciformes, Sebastidae. Gene Ontology annotation, biological process: regulation of gene expression. Gene Ontology annotation, cellular component: super elongation complex; nucleus. The record is from RefSeq and is a predicted model, not a curated record. The transcript has 19 exons. Bases 104 to 3814 code for a protein of 1236 amino acids.
ACACACACACACUGUCAGGCAGUGAAGAGCCCGCAUCCGCUGCUCCUAACGCGGGUCCUCAGUGGCAUGGAGUCCGGAGCAGAGCACUGACCAUCCAGGAACCAUGCCUACUGUCCUCGGUGGCAAAGGGGAACUUUCCAUUGUCUGUUUUCUACUCAGAUGCGCAUAUUCUCAGGUAACAAGAAGCCAACACAACAGUUUUGCCAAAGAUAUUCUGGAGGACAUGACUCAGUCCUGGCCAUCCCAGCAAGCCUUAGGGGGUGACCAGGCCCAACGAAUCCUCUACAACUCUAAGGAAGCAAAACUACCGACUGCACAACAAAGACAAAGUCGGGGGGAUGUUCAGCUGCGAAUGACCCGUCACCCUGGCGUGGCACCUCACAAAUCUAUGCUUGCUGAUGACCUGAAGCUGAGCAGUGAUGAUGAUGACAAUCAGAUGGCAACUCAUGAGUCAGCUUCCUGGGAUGGACACAGCCUGUCAGCACAGCGAGCGCACACACAUGGCAGGCGAGUGAGACAUUCCAGCUCGGACUCUUCGGGCUCUGACUCCUCCGCCGAGUCGGGUGGCAGCAGCAGCAGCCUCCACUCCCGGAGCCCCAGCCGGAGCCCAGACGUUCACCCGGAUCCUGCGUCGCCUGCCAACGCGCAGCCGGCGUGCAACAGCAAAGAGACUGAUCACCCCUCUGCGGCCCAGUGGCAGCUGGAUAAAUGGCUGAAGAAGUCCCGGAAAAAAUCUGCCAGCAGUGACCAGGAUCCCUCCCAGAGCAUUCCAGGACGCCUUCCCUCUCCCCACACCCAAAGAGCCCCAUCUCCAGCCAGGUCCUGGGACAGCACUCAGGAAUACAGCCCUAGCCAAAGCCCUAUCCCCAGCCCACAGUUCAAUUACAGCCACACCAACAGCCCCCUACCUAGCCCUGGUUACAGCUACUGCCCUAGCCCCAGCCCGUUUGCCAGCACAUGCCCAAGUCCCGGCCCUAGCCCAGGGCACAGCCCGAUCCUCAGUCCGGUUCCUAGUGUUUGCCCCAGUCCGUGUGGGAGCCCGAGAGCCAGCCGCAGCCCUAGCCCUAUACCUAGAGACCCUCCGAAAAGCCCCAGUCCUGGUCUACCUGCUCCUUCCAGGGUUCGGCACCUCCCUGAGGUACACAGAACACAACCUAGCCUAACAACCAAUCCCCACAGGACAAAAAAUAGGUCAUGGAUUACCCCAUUGCCUAACACAGACACCAAGAGCAAGCCUACAAACAGCACUCAUCUUCAGCCAACUCAUCAGCACAGGCCCAAGACUCGACCCACACAGGACCACGACCAAAGCAAACCCAAGGCUUCUGCUGUUUUAAACUCUAACCAGAGUCAAGGCCACAAAUCUAGACCCAAGCCUAACUUUCAUCCAAGUUUUAAACAGCCCUCUGAGGCUCCCAAAGCCAAACACACAUCACAUUUUGAGCAAAGUAGCAGAUCCAACCACAGGCCCAGGCCUCCGUUUCAAUCUAGCUCACAACACACCACCUUAACAGCAAAGCACUUAGCUCCCACUAGUCGUGAAACCAACUCUGGGGAUAGUUCUCAUUCCCAAUCUACCUGUAAAGCUGCUACUAAUCCUGUUACUGGGUUGAACUCUAGAUCAAACCCCAGUCUAAAACCUAGGGCCAAGUCUUCGGAGGCUACAGCCCCGACUCCUGUGCAUGUUAACCAUACAAAACCGACACAGAAGAAACCCCAGUCCAAGGAGCAGGAGGUGGAACACAGAGAAAAUCGUCUGACCCAAGCUGAGGGGAGAAAACACGAGAGAAAAGAGGACAGACAUCGGGAAAAACCACAAGGGAGACAGGAGAGAAAGGAAGACAGGAGGCUGGCGGAGGAGCAGCUACUGAGACGUCCCUGGAUCCAGAGUUCGGCAGAAGAAGAGGAGGAAGAGGAGGAGGAGGAGGAGGAGGAGGAGGGAGUGAUAGAGAAGCAGAGGAGAAGAGAAGAGACAGCAAGAAGGGAGAACAGGAGAAGGAGAGAGCAGCAACAUAGACACGAAUGGAAAACAGACCAAGCCAAACAGAGACCGCCUACCAACACCGAGCGACACCGCCUUCAAGACGACUCACACCACCAGGGGAGGACAAAAAAGGGAGGGAGAAGUGAGGAGGAGAGAGACUUACCGCGAGACCCAUCACCUCCCCCAUCACGUUCCCCACGUCCUCACUGGCCAUAUUCCUCCGCCUCCUCCUCUUCAAAUUCAGAUUCAGAGUCUGGAUAUCAGGCUCCGGUCACCAAAGUUCCAGCGGACUCUACCUCGCACAAGAGACUCCCCAGGAGAGGGCAACAAGGCCCGGGCAGGCCUCACGCCAACAGGCCCAAGGUGGUGCACCCCGUAGGACCCACCUCAGGUAAUCCCACUGAGGGGCAGCAGAGUGAGGGGAAGCAAAAACUCUUCACCCUGGUCCCGUUCGGGCGGGCCGAAAAAGCUACAGCGCCUUCCCAGCGAGGGCUUCGAAAUCUGGUGGUGCAGAUUAACCUCUGUCUUCUCAAAAGGGUCCCGGACAGCACUACUAGUUCCACUGUUAAAAAACCCUCCCCUUCUUCUCCUUCUUCUUCUUCUUCUUCAUCAACCAAGGACAAGCAAAGAGAAGCAAUGAAACACCUGUAUGUCCCUGAGACUGUGACGAAAGACAGCAAAAGGAAACGCAAGUUGGAGAAUGGCGUGUCGCACAGAGAAAGCAAGAGGAGUAUUCCUCAUGCGAAUGACCUCUCGGACCACACAGAGUCAUCAUCUCACACAGCUGAGCGCAACUUUGUGACUGAGACCACACACAACGGGUACUUGGAGGAGUACUUGGACAGCAAGAGGCCGUUGUCUCCUCUGUCCCCACUGUCCGACAGCCCAGAGUCCACCAAGCCUCCCCCGAAAACAAAGACAUCAGAGCAGCAUCACGUCCACAAGAGCAGAGACAAGAAUAGAGAUUCUGCUAUAAAGCCCAAAAUGGAGGUGGAAUGUGUGAAAGUGUCAAGACAGCCCCAACCACAACCAUCCGAGUCCUGGGGCCCUGCAGGACACAGGGGGACCGUGCCAAACAAUGAAACUCCGCAUCACGCUGAGUACUACUUACAUGAAGCUAAAAGGAUGAAGCACCGGGCCGACGCAAUGGUGGACAAGCUGGGGAAGGCUGUGAACUACGUUGACGCUGCUCUCUCCUUCAUGGAAUGCGGGAAAGCAAUGGAGGAAGGGCCACUAGAGGACAAGUCUCCUUACACCAUGUACUCAGAGACAGUGGAGCUAAUCAGGUACGCAAUGAGGCUGAAGAGCCACUCCGGCCCUGGGGCGAGACAGGAAGACAAACAGCUGGCGGUUCUGUGUUUCCGAUGCCUUGCCCUCCUUUACUGGCAAAUGUUUCGUUUAAAGAAGGACCAUGCACUAAAAUACUCCAAAGUUCUGCUGGACUACUUUAAGAGUUCUCCCAAAGUGCCUUCUACACCACCCUCUUGGAGUGACUCUGGGAAGGGUACAGGAGCACCCCCUUCUUCACUCUCACCCAAUGCCAAACACCUCGGUCGGGGUUCACACGGGGGCAGCGCCUUCCCCACUCUCAUAAGCAUUCCCCAGCGUAUCCACCAGAUGGCAGCAAACCACCUGAACAUCACCAACAGUGUCCUGUACAGCUACGACUACUGGGAGGUGGCAGACAACCUCGCAAAGGAGAAUAAAGAGUUCUUCAACUACUUGAAUACGUUGUCUGGGCCGUUGACUCUUCACAGUAGCAUCGCUCACGCUGUCCAAUACACCAGACAGGCUCUCCAGUGGAUACGCAUUAGUGCCAAACUUAACUAACAAGGAGAGGAUUUACUGUGACCUGCCCACUGGAUCCCCAGGCCUCACUUAGAGGAGACAAAACUCUGGAUCUCUAUGCAGGACAGUGCUGAUAUACUGAGCUGGCUGGAGUUGGAUGAAACCCCAUGGAGUGUGAUCAUCCUCAUAGGAUGCUGGGGGUGCUCACUGUGUGCAAAGCCUUCUGAAGGAUGAACUACACGCACCUUCUUCCUCAUCAUUGGAUUAAUCUGAAGAGUCGUGUGUGUGUGUGCUAUAGAUUUGAAGUCUCUAAGCAUUUGCCAAAUGUUCCACGGUGACAGAAACAGGACUCUUUUGCAGUACAGUUGUGCAAUUUCACGUGUGAAGCCUUUUUUUUUAUCUGUUUCUCUCGGGCCAAAACAGGAGAAGAUGCAAAAAAAAAAGACCAAUCCAUCAUAUACCACUUUCUCCAAAGUAGGAAACGUGUCUGCAUCUUUCUCUAAUGAAAGUUUUAAUGACUCUUCUUUUUAAAUCUCUGAUGUUUUUCACUUUUAUGUGUUUUUACUGUGCAAUAUUUGAUGGAUUCUGUUUUUAGAAAAGAAAAAAAGGAACAAAAACCAGAGAAAGAAAAUUGUUGGUGAGUCUCGUUGCCAACAUUCAAGGUCCCUUUUUAUGCAAAAUGGAUUUGUGUCCCUGUUUUGAGUGUGGGGGUUAUGUAAUUUAAUGAAUAAUAGUGUUGAA